Molecule: messenger RNA, 933 nt
Organism: Perkinsus marinus ATCC 50983
Lineage: Eukaryota; Perkinsozoa; Perkinsida; Perkinsidae
Product: Pyridoxal kinase, putative
Exons: 8
Coding region: 1-933 (310 amino acids)
Biological process (GO): pyridoxal 5'-phosphate salvage
Cellular component (GO): cytosol
Molecular function (GO): pyridoxal kinase activity
Source: RefSeq, a predicted model, not a curated record
AUGAAAGCCUCAUCUACUGAAGACCCUGGGCAUGUGUUGGCUAUCCAGUCACACGUCGUACACGGUUACGUUGGCAAUCGAGCCUGUGUUUUCCCAUUGCAGCUACUGGGCUUUGAGGUAGAUUUUGUGAACUCUGUUCAGUUGUCUAACCACACUGGAUAUCGGACAUUCAAAGGGCAAGUCUUAGACGGUACAGACCUCAAGUGCCUCGUCGAUGGCCUUGAUGAGAACUCUUUGCUAUCUAGUUAUACGCACAUGGUCACCGGUUACAUUGGUUCCGCGUCCUUCCUUGCUGAAGUUGAAGCGUUGUUCAUAGAGUGCGUGCACAGUGCGAUCAUCUGCUCUACGUUUGCGAUCCUGUUUUGGGAGAUUACGAUCAAGGAAUGUGAGUAUGUGCCGGAGAACCUCAUUCCGGAGUAUCGCGCUCGGAUACUCCCGUUGGCAUCAGUGAUAACGCCAAAUCAGUUCGAGGUGGAGAAGCUCACUGGAAGAUCAGCUAUCAAAGAUGAUUCGGAGCUCUUUAUGGCUGUUGACGAGCUGCAUCGAAUGGGACCAGGCCUCAUUUCUGUUACUAGUACCAAUCUACCAGAGCAGUCAGCGACCAAGGUUAUAAUGCUCGCCUCUGAGGUUGACAAGGAGAGUGGUAGGCGUACACGGUACCGCAUGGAGUUACCUUCGAUUGAGGGCAACUACACUGGCACGGGAGACCUCACCACUGCCCUUCUUAUGGCGUUCUAUACACAGUUUGGAGUGAAGGAAGCUAUGACUAAGACUGGAAGUGUAUUGCAAAGUGUGAUCAAUCGGACGAGAGAUUAUCAUGAGGCUCAUUCUGGAGUUCCUGGGAAUCCUCCCGAACUCCGACUUAUCCAAUCAAAGAGAGAUAUCGAGAACCCUUGCACGCAGUACGAUAUCACAACAUGGAUCGACGAGUGA